Messenger RNA from Symbiodinium pilosum, 447 nucleotides. The record is from the annotation of a GenBank genome assembly. Lineage: Eukaryota; Dinophyceae; Suessiales; Symbiodiniaceae.
GCCUACUUCCAGGAGAUGAGCAAAAUCAGCAAAAUUUCAGGAACCAAGUCCUCUGAGGAGUGGGUCCCCUUUGAGACCAUCAAACUUCGCUUUGGCUUGGCCGAGCUUUCGAGAAGAAUCCAGCGAGGAACCAUAGUGGCCAGGAAGGCACAGGAUGCUGAGAAUGAGUAUGAGUUUCGAGUUGUGAAGAACAUUGCCUACUCAGACUCGAGCACCAAGGAAGAGCUGAAGGGCCACAUGGCUGGCAAGCUCGACUUGGAUCAGUGGUUGAAGCUCAAGAGCCAGAGCAUGGCCAGUGAGGAGGCUGAAGAGUCAGGCGUGGAGGAAGACCCAGAUGUCUUCAAAGCUGAGCAGCUUUCUGACGCUGGCAGUGUGAAGAUCAAAACAGCAGAGAAGCUCAACAACAUGCGCAGGCUGCUGACCAAAGUCAUGAAGGAGACCGACUAG